This is a messenger RNA of Macroventuria anomochaeta, 1760 nucleotides long. Its product is annotated as acyl-CoA dehydrogenase family protein. The transcript has 2 exons. The record is from RefSeq and is a predicted model, not a curated record. Gene Ontology annotation, molecular function: flavin adenine dinucleotide binding; acyl-CoA dehydrogenase activity; heme binding. Bases 173 to 1708 code for a protein of 511 amino acids. NCBI's taxonomy places the organism in Eukaryota, Fungi, Ascomycota, Dothideomycetes, Pleosporales, Didymellaceae.
CACUGUCACGGAAAGUAGUGCGGAGAGGGCUAGCGUCUAGUCUGACCGAGGCAAAACACCUUGGUACUGCGACAUGUAGCGAGAUGCACUUCUCCCCUGCGUUGCAGGCCUUCUCUUCUCUCAUACCCUCACUACAAUCUUUACAGAACCUCACGGUUCGUAUCAGCCCACCAUGUCUAGCGAAGCUCUUACCCGCGAUGCUGUUGCAAAGCACAACACACCAGAGGACUUGUGGUGUAUCAUCGACCACAAAGUCUACGACCUGAGUGACUUCGUCGACGCUCACCCCGGUGGUUCUGUCGUUCUCGAGCAAGUGGCUGGCACCGACGCCACUACUGCAUUCUACAACCUCCACCGACAGGAGGUGCUCGAGAAGUACUCCGACCUGUGUGUCGGCACUAUCGAGGGCGAGAAGUCUGAAGUCAUCAUCGCUCAGCCUGGCGACCUCAGCCCCGUACCGUACGCCGAGCCGCUAUGGCUGCGACCGCAGUUUAAGAGUCCAUACUUCAAGGAAACCCACAGGAAGUUCCAGAAGGAGGUACGAAAGUUCAUCGAUAAGGAGGUCAGGCCUGUGGCGCAGGAGUGCGAGAAAAGCGGCAAAUACAUUCCUCAGGACCUGAUUGACAAGAUGGCGGAGAACCACAUGCUGGCUAUGCGUCUGGGCCCUGGAAAGCAUCUGCACGGCAAGAACCUGCUUGGCGUAGUCAAGGGCGAGGAGUUUGACUACUUACACGACCUUGUCCAGGCGCAGGAGGGCGUGCGCGCGAAUGCUAGAGGUUUCCAGGAUGGCAACAUGGCGGGCAUGACCAUCUCCUUGACUGCUGUCCUGCAGUGGAUGCCAGAGACCGAGCUGAAGGCACGAGUUGUCAAUGAGGUCCUGACCGGCAAGAAGAAGAUGUGCCUUGCCAUCACAGAAGCGUUUGCCGGCUCAGACGUUGCUGGAUUGAGGACCACUGCAACGCUGACGCCUGAUGGCAAGCACUACAUCAUCAGGGGUACCAAGAAGUGGAUCACAAACGGCAUGUUCAGUGACUACUUUGUCACUGGCUGCAAGACCGACAAGGGUUUCUCCGUGAUCCUGGUCGAGAGGGACGAAAACCUCGAGACCAAGCUCAUCAAGACCAGCUAUUCCACUACUGCCGGAACUGCGUACGUUGAGUACAACGACUGCAAGGUGCCUGUGGAGAAUCUGCUCGGCAAGGAGCAUCAAGGUUUUGCCGUGAUCAUGGCCAACUUCAAUCACGAGCGUUUCAUGAUGGCUUGCGCGGUCAUUCGACACUCGCGCACCAUCGUCGAGGAGUGCCUGAAGUGGUGCAACCAGCGGAUAGUCUUCGGCAAGAAGCUCGUCGAGCAACCCGCUAUCCGACAAAAGCUCGCAGAGAUGAUCUCCCUCGUCGAAGCGAACCAAGCUUGGCUCGAGUCCAUCGCCUACCAAAUGUCGCACAUGUCCUACGCCCAACAAUCGAAGUUGCUCGGCGGGCCCAUCGGGUUACUGAAAUCGUACUCGACACGCUCUGCGCACGAGAUUGCCGAUAGGGCAGUGAAUAUCUUCGGCGGACGAGGCCUGACACAGUCCGGCAUGGGCAAGUAUGUAGAAGAGUUCCACCGCACAUACAAGUUCGAUGCGAUUCUGGGUGGAACAGAAGAAAUCUUGAGCGAUCUGGGCGUAAGACAGGCCUACAAGAACUUCCCAAAGAGCAUGUUGUAGGUGAAAGUAGAAUUGAUGUAGGAUAGAGGUGUCGCAUAUUCAGCAAGCAUAC